Alternaria viburni is the source of this 2553-nucleotide messenger RNA. RefSeq lists its product as uncharacterized. Bases 1 to 2553 code for a protein of 850 amino acids. Gene Ontology annotation, molecular function: DNA-binding transcription factor activity, RNA polymerase II-specific; zinc ion binding. NCBI's taxonomy places the organism in Eukaryota, Fungi, Ascomycota, Dothideomycetes, Pleosporales, Pleosporaceae. The record is from RefSeq and is a predicted model, not a curated record. Gene Ontology annotation, biological process: regulation of DNA-templated transcription. The transcript has 2 exons.
AUGCGCAGCUGCGACGCAUGCAAGCGCGGCAAACGAGCUUGCGAUGCGGACAAACGCGUGGAUUAUGCGAACCAGACAUGUUCGAACUGCCUUCGAAAGAACCAAGUCUGCACUUUCAACUGGCUGAAGACGGCGUCUGUGAAUCAUCCAGAGCGGGAGAGAAAGAGGAGGCGUUCAGAGGAGAAGAGCGAUAUCGAUCAGCUCGAACAUACAGCGAGUAGCUCUGUCAAUUAUCAGUAUCCGAUACCACCUGGAUCUACUGCGAACGAAGCUCGGCACGAACUACAAGAUCGAUGGACACAGUGGUCAUCAUCUCAAGACGAAGACGAGACACGCGAAGACUACUUCAGCAACCCGCCGAGUGACGACGUGGAUAAUACAGCCGACGAAUCGAUACCCUUGGAGGAUCUAGACUCAGCGCAGUCAGGGAGAAACGUCGAGCAAGGAUUGCUUCAGUCGCGAUACUCGCGGAGAAACUCGUUCGCGCUGCGUCCUCAUCGUCGAAACCAGAGACACGAUGCUUCAUCGCCAAUCGUGGACAUACUACUGGGGGAGAGGUCUUCGCGGGGUUUCGUAACCAACGGUUUACUACGCAUAUAUAACGACAGUAUGGAGAACUCUCUCUCAUGUUGGCUCACAGAGCACAACUGUCCGUAUACGAUGACGCGCUACAAGCCUUCUCUCCUCUCGGCGAGUAAGGCUACACGGGAGUGGAGUGGUACCUGGUCAAACAGAAUGUACAACCGUGUACUUCAGCUUGACCGUGCCUACGCGUCCCUUCAAAUACGAAAGCCAACGACUGAGGAAGAACGUACAAUCUCCAAAGCACUCAACAUGACCAUCAUGUCGUUUGCGUCACAAUGGGCUCAGGCAGGCGAAAGAGGGGCAGGAGGUCGUGCGACUGACUCCCAGUUUACGGCGGACAGGUUCCCUCAGUCGAAUGAGUUCGAACGGUCCAUGCAAGAGACACUCUGGCAUCAAACAUCUCGGCUGCUUCAGCAGGCUGCUGAUAUUGGUUCUUUCCGUGUCAUCUUUGCCUUGAUCAUCUUCUCGCUGACCCAACGGCCCUUAGACACCACUCAGCGGCAUGCACGCACGGAUCCAAAGCUGAGAACGCAUUACGAACACUUCCAAGCCUUAGUACAGGACGACGACGCCCCCAUCUUCUUAGAGAUAGCUUUGCGACAGCUACUCGCCCAACGACGGAGACUGGAACGCGUGGAACAAGACCUGGGACGAGACCCUCUUCAGCAAGAAGACCGAGAUACUUUCAAUUUGUUAUAUUGGUUCGGCGUCAUGUUUGAUACCCUAUCCGCAGCGAUUUCCCAACGUCCAGUAGUGGUCGACGAUGAAGACAGCGAAUUACCCCCUCCAACCAACAGCGCGUACACCGAACCGUUCUCGUGGCCGAACCCACCUACUAUGUACAAUAACCAGUUUGGAAUGCCAGGAAACGUUCCCACAAUUCCCAACGACACGUCAGUACCUCAGGGCUCUGAAGGUAAUGCGGUGUGGGGUGAUCUUUUCACUCGCGAUGGGACUUUGGAAGUAGAUCCUGGAGCAGCACGGUGGCCAUGUAGCUACAAGAUCGCCGCCGCAACACUCAGCUCGGCUGCGCCGGUCAAGGUGCUCCUAUACAGGCGUGUCGCACAUCUCCAAGCGUUGGUAUCGCGGAAGGCUCCGCCGGCUAGGAUUGAGUCAGGUAUAAACGGCGCAUUCCACGUCUACAACCACUGGCAUCGCACGUACGCGCCCUUCUUCUCCGACUGCGUAAAGCACCACGCCACCCUCCCCACACGCGUACAAUCCUGGUACACCCUCAUAGCAGGCCACUGGCAUCUGGCAACCUUUCUGCUUUCAGACUUGCUACUCACAAUCGACAAGACAAAACUCUCUUCCCCGAACGAGCGCACCCUCCGUCAGUCAUCAAACCUCGUGGAUACGCUGCGCCGCCAGAAUGCACUCGCAGUCGCCGACCUGAGUCUCGCUAGCAUACACAGCGUAAAAGAGAAAGAAGGAACAGAUGAGUUCCACUUCGCGCUCAGCCAAGCCGCGCUGUUGACAGAGCCGUGGACUGUGGCUUUCGUGCGCUCGUUAUGCAGAGCAGGCUACGUCUUGGUGCAGGUCGUGGCGUCGGAAACCAUCGAAGAGGAACGCGAUCAGGCAAUACGGAGAUGUCGUGAUUGCAUCGAGGGUCUCUGGUAUCUGGGUCGGAAAUCAGACAUGGCGUUUCUCGCUGCGCGCUAUCUGUCGGAUAUGCUGGAUGAGGCGAUACGCGAUACGAGUGCACGGUCGAUGGCGGAGGAGAUGGGCAGUGACAGUGCGACAGUGUCGUCGCAGUUUGGUACGAAUUCGAGUCCUGGGACGGAUGGGGGUGUGCCUGUGUAUCAGCAGCCGUUUGAUUCGAUUGGAGCUUUUCCGUCGUGGUCGAAUGCGGAUUUGAUGGGGAGUUGUCAGCCGGGUACUAAGAUCGACGAGGGCGAUGUGUUGAAUAUGGAGACUCCUUUGAAUGUUGAUAGCGCGUUGCUUUGGGACUUUAGUCUGCAGGGGUAA